ACCUCCGGGCCGGCCCGCGGGUGAGGAGAGACUGGGACGGCAGCGGUGGAAGUGAGGACGGAGGCUGCCAUCACGUCUGCGCCCGCGACCAUGGCCGAGUGUCACGCCCAGAAUAAAGCCAAGCUCAUCUCUGAGACCCGAAGGAGGUUCGAAGCCGAGUAUGUGACAGAUAAGUCAGAUAAAUAUGAUCCACGUGAUGUUGAAAGGCUACAACAAGAUGAUAACUGGGUUGAAAGUUACUUAUGUUGGAGACAUGACGUUGUAGAUGAAACAUUGAAGAUGAUCGAUGAGAGUUUUCAGUGGAGGAAAGAAAUGGCUGUCAACGAUCUGACUGAAGCCUCUAUUCCCAAAUGGUUACUGGAAAUUGGUGGUAUUUAUCUCCAUGGUUAUGACAAAGAAGGCAACAAGUUGUUGUGGAUCAGGGUGAAGUAUCAUGUAAAAGACCAUAAAACCAUAUUGGACAAAAAGAAGCUUAUCGCAUUCUGGUUGGAACGUUAUGCUAAAAGAGAAAAUGGGAAACCCAUCACCGUGAUGUUUGACCUGUCAGAAACUGGAAUCAAUAGCAUAGACAUGGAUUUUGUACGCUUUAUCAUCAACUGCUUUAAGGUUUAUUACCCUAAAUACCUCUCAAAAAUAGUGAUCUUUGAUAUGCCUUGGAUAAUGAACGCUGCUUUCAAAAUUGUGAAAUCCUGGCUCGGUCCAGAAGCAGUGAGUUUGUUGAAGUUUACAAAUAAACAUGAAGUCCAAGACUAUGUCAGUGUAGAAUACCUGCCUCCCCACAUGGGUGGAACUGAUCCUUUCAAAUAUAGCUACCCACCACUAGUAGAUGAUGACUUCCAGACACCGUUGUGUGAAAAUGGGCCUAUUGCCAGUGAGGAUGAAGCUUCGAGUAAGGAAGAUACAGAAAGUGAUGGCAAAGAAAUCUUGGAAGCAAUUUUUAAUGAAGAACAAGUAGCUAUUCUAAAAAAGAUUAACCUAACUGAAUCUACUUCCAAAGCAGAAGAAAAUGAAAAAGUUGAUUCCAAGACUAAAGCUUUCAAAAAACCAUUGAGUGUAUUUAAAGGGCCCUUAUUACACAUCAGCCCAGCGGAAGAACUGUAUUUUGGAAGUGCAGAAUCUGGAGAGAAGAAAACUUUAAUAGUGUUGACAAAUGUAACUAAAAACAUAGUGGCAUUUAAGGUGAGAACAACUGCUCCGGAAAAAUACAGAGUCAAGCCUAGCAACAGCAGCUGUGACCCUGGAGCAUCCAUUGAUAUAGUUGUUUCUCCACACGGGGGCUUUGCAGUCUCUGCCCAAGACCGGUUUCUGAUAAUGGCUGCAGAAAUGGAACAGACAUCUGGCACAGGCCCAGCAGAAUUGGCUCAGUUCUGGAAAGAAGUUCCCAGGAGCAAAGUGAUGGAGCACAGGUUAAGAUGCCAUAUUGUGGAGAGCAGUAAACCAACCAGUCUUACAUUAAAAGACGGUGCUUUUAACAUGUCAGAUAAAACCAGUGAAGAUAUGUGUCUACAACUCAAUCGUUUACUAGAAAGCAAUAGAAAGCUUGAAGACCAAGUUCAGCGUUGUAUCUGGUUCCAGCAGCUGCUGCUUUCCUUAACAGUGCUCUUGCUUGCUUUUGUCAUCUCUUUCUUCUAUUUGUUGUACAGCUAAAGAAGUGGUGCUUGGUAGGCAACAUGACUCUUUCGUCCAUUAGUUGGAAAAAGUAAAACCCAGAACUUCUCCACCAUGCUACUAACAGUGUCACACAUCUGUGCUUCCUAAAAGGAAAUGUGCAACCUUAAAGGGGAACAGAUACACAUCUUGAAAACAAACUGUUAGAAUAAAGAAACACUUAAGAAAUUGAUGAGAGUAUAGCUGGUUAGUAAAAUAAGUAAAAGCAUAUUUGUUGUGUAAAUGAAUAGUUUAGAUAUAACUUAUUUUUUUCUUUUGAUUUGAAUACUUUUAAAGCUUAAGUUUUAUCUGGUGUAUAUGUUAGCAGAACUGAAAAUUAUAACAUGCUUUGUUGCAGCCAAAAGAAUGUAAUCUGAUUUUUUUAUGACAUGAUUAUUAUAGCUGAGCCAACUUAUUAGCUUUUCUAUACUGUAUAUAUAGAACAUGUAUAUUGGAACAAAACAUACAGAGUAAUUUCUGUAAUCAUGACUUUGUAAUUUUGAGAGUUACUUCUGAAGAUGCUAGUCAAUAUUCUUUUGGAAUGUAAAACUACUUAAUGCCUAGCCACCUUUUGCCUUUCUUUUCUAUCUUCCUUAACAGCCUGCAUUUUAUUAGUCUCAGAAUUUUUUCUUUUCUUUUUAUUAAAUAUAUAUUUUUAUUGAUUUCAGAGAGGGAGAGAGAGAUAGAAAUGAAGAGAGAGAAUCAUUGAUCGGCUGCCUCCUGCACACCCCCUCACUGGGGAUCGAGCCCGCAAUCUGUGCAUGUGCCCUUGACCAGAAUCAAACCUGGGACCCUUCAGUCCGCAGGCUGACGCUCUUAUCUACAGACCCAAACCAGCUAGGGCAAGACUUUUUCUUAAACAUGUUUUUUGCCAAUUGUAGAGAGAGAGGAAGGGAGAGGUAGAGAGAGAACAUCGAUGUGAGAGAUAAACAUCAAUUGGCUGCCUCCUACACGUCCCCUACUGGGGAAGGAGCCCAUAACCCAGGCAUGUGCCAUGACCAGGAAUCAAACUAACAAUCUCUUGGUGCAUGGGACGAUGCCCAACCAACUGAGCCACACAGGCCAGGGCUGGGAUUUUUUUUUCUGAACACUCUUCUUUAGAUAGAAUUUCGAAAACUAAGUUUGGUUAGAUUUUCUUUUAAUUCUAUUGGUGAUGUCCAGAGGGAAGAUCUCUUCAGUUCCACUUUCCAGUCUUUUUUUAUGCCAUUUUCAUGUUGCUCAUUGUGGCUGUACCCUCACCCAUUUGCUUCAUUUGUUAUAAAAUCCUGGUCAUCUAUUGCGCCACCUUCACCCUCUUUCCUUAAAGGAGUUAGAUAAAAAAUUUUGCAGAGUUAGUUUUUGAGAUACAUAGCAGUAGAAUUCGUUUACAUUUCAGUUCCUUGCUCAAGUCAGCUAUGAAAAGGGAACUUGACAAAAGACUGGAGUUAUCUAUAAGCAUGAAAAAAAAAGCAAAACUCAAGUGUCAGCUCUUCACUUAAGAUUAUAAAACAACUUGUGAUGAGCUGUAAAACCUUCAGACCAGGGCUAAGUUACUUGCCUGAUGCUCUGCCUUGUCACAGUAAUACCCAGGCGGUUCUUAAAUUCCUAAAAAGAAGCACCUUGCUAUUAAAUUAGUUUGUCCUCAUUAAUAUCACCAGUUUCCGUCCAUGUUGGUUCACAAGUAAAUCUACUUUAUAUGAAAGAAAAAAUAGCCUGCCUGUAAAAUAAAUUGUGAAUCUUAAUUGAGCCAUGUUUGGAGAUUUUUUUUAUUGUGAAGUGUAGUGUUGAUAGUUUUCAUCUGGAGAAGCUGAUGAUUCCAAGACUGAGUUAUGAAGAGCCAUAUAAGAGAGUCCUUCAAAGGACACUGGUCUGAUACUCUGUCUUAAUUUGGGUUUUUCUGUUUCAGUUUGCCAACUCCAGACGUGAAAAUGACUGCAGUCCACCCUAAGUACUAUCCAUAGUAUCCCCCUGUGUUUGUGCACAGCGGUUUUCCCUUAUAUGUUAGAUUUCUGACUUUAAUAUAAUCAAAUACCAAAAUAUAUGUUUUUUGUUCCUCAGCAAAUAAAUGAGGAAAUAAUUAGUCAAAAUUGGAAAUGUACUAUCCUAACAAUGUCCCUUUAAUUUUUCAUAUAAAAAUUACAUUGAUUCACUAAAAUGUUCUUCCUUAAUAUCUGGUCAGUUGAAUUUAAUAACAUAUCUUAUUAACAUUUGUGUGUCUGUUAAAUGUGACUAGCAAAAUUACUGAAAAGUUACUGUAAAAUCAAAGGCAUUAAACUUGUGUACUUGUCUUGAUUAAUCACUGUUUUACAUGUGAUUUUAUUCUGUCUUAUUUGAUUUUAUUUAAUCACAUUUGUAUGAUUAUUUUUGGUACUCUAUAAUUAUUUUAUUUUGAAUCACAUCAUUACUUUUUCAUGACCAAAUUAUCAAGAACCAACGUAUAUGUAGAUUUAGAUUGUUUUCACUUGAUGGAAAUGAAUAGAUUUUUGCAUGAAAACAUUGAGAUAUCAUUAGUUUGAUCUGCAAGUUGCCUAAAAAUGCAAUUGCUGGUAAACCUAGCCUCAAAUUUCAUAAUGAUAGCAUUACUUUUUAUAUAUUGCCACUAAUUUUGACUGGAUUUAAUAGCACUUUAUUGUACAAUUGCAAAAAAAUAUAUUCCUAGAAUUGUUGCCAGUGUAAUUUCUCUAAUGUUCUGGUGCUUUUCAUAUAUUUUCAGUAUUUUAUUACUAUAUUGGUAUUUUCUUUGUAUAAAUUGAUCAAAAGAACAUGUUUUCUAUUUUAAUAUGUUUUAGAAAAAUAACUACAUUUAUGAAAUAAAUAUCA
Molecule: messenger RNA, 4446 nt
Organism: Eptesicus fuscus (big brown bat)
Lineage: Eukaryota; Metazoa; Chordata; Mammalia; Chiroptera; Vespertilionidae
Gene: MOSPD2
Product: motile sperm domain containing 2
Exons: 15
Coding region: 91-1647 (518 amino acids)
Source: RefSeq, a predicted model, not a curated record